Messenger RNA from Pelmatolapia mariae (spotted tilapia), 3612 nucleotides. It is a transcript of the gene npnta, whose product is annotated as nephronectin a. Lineage: Eukaryota; Metazoa; Chordata; Actinopteri; Cichliformes; Cichlidae. Gene Ontology annotation, cellular component: membrane. The transcript is spliced from 13 exons. The record is from RefSeq and is a predicted model, not a curated record. Bases 243 to 2063 code for a protein of 606 amino acids. Gene Ontology annotation, molecular function: calcium ion binding.
CGCGCGCGCACACUCAUCGGAGUCACUCUGCUUCCAGGCAUCGGGCUGCCUUCUCUCCUCCUGAAUAUCUCAGAUGAACAGUCUGAAGGACGCCGUCAGACCUCUCCUGCCCGCGCACCUCCAGGAGGAAACAAACUGUGUGUUUGUUGUUGUUGUGUCGCUGUUUACUCCACAGUUUCCUACCCGGUGAUUCUGGAUUUACGGAGAAUUGGAAACAGCGUAGGCGCGUAACUCCCGAAAUCAUGGAAUUAUGGAUAAAGUUGAUGUUGCUGUGCAGCUGCAGCUUUGGAGCAAGUGCAGACUUCGAUGGCAGGUGGCCACGGCAGAUGGCAUCAUCCAAUGGCCUGUGUCGAUAUGGGGCCCGUGUGGACUGCUGCUGGGGAUGGACUCGUCGCUCCUGGGGUCACUGCCAGCCUGUGUGCCAGCCUGGCUGUAAGCAUGGAGACUGCGUGGGACCCAAUAAGUGCAAGUGCCAUCCUGGUUUCACUGGGAAAACCUGCAAUCAAGAAGAGGCGCUGGACUAUUUAACCCCACCAGUGUGGGCCAGUCACCUUCCUAUCUUUCUUCCCGUGGACCAUCAGCCGGCGAGAGUUGUGAUGGAGGACCUGAAUGAGUGCGGGCUAAAGCCAAGGCCCUGCAAACACAGGUGCAUGAACACGUAUGGGAGCUACAAGUGUUACUGCCUGAAUGGCUACAUGCUGAUGCCUGAUGGGACCUGUGGAAACGCUCGCACUUGUGGUAUGGCCAACUGCCAGUAUGGCUGUGAGGUGCUGAAAGGAGAGGUCCGAUGUCAGUGUCCGUCGCCGGGGCUACAGCUGGCUCCGGAUGGGAGAACCUGUGUGGAUGUGGAUGAGUGUGCAGCAGGGAUAGCAGUGUGUCCCAGGUUCAGGAAAUGUAUCAACACCUUUGGUAGCUACAUCUGCAAAUGCCACGAAGGCUUCGACCUGCAAUACAUCAACGGAAAAUACCAAUGCAUAGAUGUGGAUGAGUGCUCUUUAGGUCAAAGCCACUGCAGCAGCUUUGCCACCUGCUACAACACGCCGGGCUCAUACAAGUGCAAAUGCAAAGACGGCUACAGGGGGAUGGGCCACGACUGUAAACCCAUCCCUAAAGUGGUUAUUGACCCCCCGAGACCAGGCAAAGUGCCUCCAAAUCAUCACAACCGCAUCCCAGACUUGGAUCAGCAGAGGACCACCACCACUCGCCCACCAGUCACUCCAAAGAUAAUCUUCCCUAAAUUGCUGCCAACCACCACAACUACAACCAAGGCGCCCCGCCCAAGGGUGACCCCAUCGCAACACAAGCCGUUGGUCCCCACCCGAAAGCCCUUCAUACCCACCCGAAAGCCACCAGUACCCACCCGAAAGCCACCAGUACCCACUCGCAAACCCUACAUCCCAAGGCCAGCUGUUCCCACCAGACCACCCUUGCCACUGCCACCGGUCACACCAGUGGACAAUACCAUCCAGAAGGAGGUCACCAAGCAGAGAGGGGAUGUUCACAUCCCCCGGAACCCCAGUGGCAACACAGUCCUCGACAUCGACUUUGACAUUGAGCUCGGCAACACGGCAGACGAAGCCAAGGAUGACCCAGAGUCGGGGUAUCUGAGCUGCUCCUUUGAUGAUGGUCUUUGUGGCUGGAUCAGGGACAAAGACGGGGACCUGCACUGGGAGACGACGCCUGAUCCGUCAGGUGGACGCUACCUAACGAUACCCGAAGCAGGAAACAAGAGGACUGGACGAGGAGCGCGGCUGGUCCUCCCCCUUACCCCUCCCUGGAAUGACGGCAAUCUGUGCUUGUCAUUCCGGCACAAGCUGGCAGGUCACCAUGUGGGAAUGCUCCAAGUGUUUGUGAAGAAGGGAAAGCAGUACAGUCCAGCAGUCUGGGGUCGAACAGGUGGAAAUGGCUGGAGACACACCCAGAUCACAUUAUGGGGCACAGGCCUGGAAAGUGUGAUCCUGAAGGGGGAGCGGGGGCGAGGCAGGAGCGGAGAGAUGGCCGUGGACGACAUAACCUUGAGGAAAGGCUCCUGCACAGAGGAGCACAAUCUGAGGAGACUUUGACUGACAGAACAGGGUGAGGCAGAAAGAAAACAAGAGAGAAACUCAUCUCAAAGAGAACGGACUCUGUUGUGACCCCCCCCUCUCCCCGCUCUCUCUCUCUCUGCCUGGGCACUCACUGAUCCCUCCCUAAACCCCUCAGCCGUCGUGUAAACAAAAUCCCCCGAAUUCAUGCGUCUGCAGAACAGUGGGUUUCUCUCACUCGGCUGUCCGUUAAUAAAAGGACCGAACCUGUCCUCGUGGGUGGAUCCCAGCAGCACAUCCCCAGUCCUCUCAGCUUCCAUCUCACUCCAUCACCUUGUUACUCUAAAGUGUGCAUGUACCUACUCACCAUGGAAAUGUCCUCCACCUAACAGCACUGGCAGCCUUCCAGCUGCACCGCUGAUAGGCCCACGCUCACUUCAUUUCUUCCUGGAGAGAGGAUUGUUCCUUUAUUUAGGGAGCCCGCUUUUGCUUUGCUUUGAUCCUUUAUCCACAAGCCAUUGCUUUUUUAGUUGCUUAAUGGUGAAAACAUGUGGCCAGGGGUGCAUUUUGUGACUGUUUUGAUCAGCAAAAAAAAAAGAAGAAACAAGCGGUAGAUUUCUUUUGGUUGGAGAUUUAAAAAAUGUACAUAAAAUACAAAUUUUAUUUGUCAAAAUUGAAUUGUUUCUAAUGCAGAUUUCUUUCAAUCUGAUGUAGGCCCACAGCAUAACACCAAAAGUCAGUUUACCGCUAAUUUUGCUGGUCAAAUGUGAGUUGUUUUUCGUUUUUAAUUACCGGCUACUGUUCGAUAGCACAGCUUUGUCUGAAAGGUCCUUUUUGUUGCCACAGCAUUUCAAAGACCUGCUUGGUCGCAGAAAGUUAUUUAGAUAUUUAGCAUCUUUUCUAUCGUGUUAUUGCCUGUUGAGGUUGGUUAAACUCUGCGAUCAUGUUCUUCAGAUACUUGAAACGUGUAAAACAGAAUCAUUGUACGAUUUUCGAGUCAACUGAAAAGUUACUUUUUAUUAUACACUUUGUGCUUUGUUAUAUUAAGUGCAGUUUGUUAUAAAGAUGAUGACACCAACACCUUUUUAGGUUUUCACAAAUUGUAUUAUUGUAAAUGUAGUUGUGUGUACAUACUCUAAACAAUCCCAUUUGUUGUGUGGUUUAUAUGUUAUGUAAAUUCAUACUUAGAUAUUGAUUGGAUUUCAGCUGGUUGAUAUUUCAACUUUUAAGGAAAGAGUGUGUACACAGAUCAAAACCUUGUGUAGUGCAAGGCUGUUUAAAGUGUCCAAAAAUGUGUGUCUUCAUAUGAUAUAAAGCUCUGUUUGUAACUUGCUAAGCACAUAGUUGCAUAUUGUACGAUGUGAUAAUGAAGGGCAUUGUAAAGGUUUUCUGUGUGCAUGGUUGCAUUUACCAAAUUCAGAAUUAUCCAGACCAGUAUGUAAAUAAAAAAAAAAAUUUGAAUGGCGUGUUUAAAAAAACAACAACAAAAAACCAAAAUUGGCUUACUUCCAAAGACGGACAUCUUAGGUGAUUGGUGAUUCUAAAUUAGCUGUAGGUAUGGAUGUUUGAGACAAAUAAAGGUUUUACA